AUGUCUGAACAAGGAAUAAUAGAGGUACCACAUUUAAAAUAUCCAAAUCCUUUAGCAAAUUUUAGUAGAGGUAUAGGAUAUCCACAAUGGAAACCAAUAGAUACAAAAAAACAAGUAUUUGAAUUAUUUAAAUUUGGUUUUUAUUCAACAGUUGGAUCAUAUGCAUUUUUAUAUAUGUGGAAACGUACAACAUUUAAAUUAACUAUCCCCAUUUCGGCAAUAACAUUUAUAACAGUUGCAAAAGGUAUACAAUCAUCAUUAGCAAAUUUAAGAGAAAAAAAUGAUUGUUGGAAUAUAUUUUGGGGAUUAAUUGGUUCAAAUACUUUAAUAUUAAGUUUAGGGUUUAAAAAUAUGCCUCCAAGAACAAAAAUUAUUACAGGAUUUUUAGGUACAACUGCAGCAACUAUAAUAGAUAGAGCUUAUUGGGCUCAAUCUGCAAGUUCACCUGUUAAAAAUGCUAAAUAUGAUUUAAAUCAAUCAAAUGAAAAAUUAACAAAACAACAAUUUUGGGAUGUUUGGAAUAGAAGACCUGCUACUGAAACUUUUCAAGAUUUAAAUGUCUUAUCAACAGCUAGAGUGAUUGAAGAAGAGAAAUAA
Lodderomyces pseudojiufengensis is the source of this 597-nucleotide messenger RNA. RefSeq lists its product as uncharacterized. The transcript has a single exon. The record is from RefSeq and is a predicted model, not a curated record. NCBI's taxonomy places the organism in Eukaryota, Fungi, Ascomycota, Pichiomycetes, Serinales, Debaryomycetaceae. The coding region runs from base 1 to 597 and encodes 198 amino acids.